UUCCUCUUGUUCUCCGCAGAAAUUCUUCCCUUCCCACAGGAGGAAUGUUUCGGACUACGGAAGCGACGUUUCAAGCUCUGGAAACUCACCGGAGCUGCUGCACCAUGCUGACAGGUUCCGACACAGGAGAACCGGGUCCAAUCUAAGCGGAGACUUUCUCCAUCCUCACACUUUGGAAAAGGCCGGAAUUCUCAACAAAACAAAGGUCGCCGACAAUGGGAAGAAACUGAGGAAAAACUGGGCCCAGUCGUGGACAGUUCUCCAUGGAGGGAUACUCACUUUUAACAAGGACCCCAAAUCUCAGCAGAGUGGAACAGCUAGCAAGACGAAUCAGAUUGUUCCCGAGUACACUGUAGAGCUGCGAGGAGCAACGAUAUCCUGGGCAGGAAAAGAUAAAUCUAGCAAGAAGAAUGUGCUGGAGUUGAAAACGCGGCAUGGGUCCGAGUAUCUCAUACAGUACGACACAGAGAGCAUCAUCCAAGACUGGCACAAAGUGAUCAUGGACACCAUUCGGCAGCUGGACCACGGACACCACUCGGAGGAGGAGGAUGGUGACUUUGGGGGCAGCGAGAAGUCGCCCGGACCUACGGACAGGGACGAGAAGGACAAGAAGAGAGCCGCCACGAAGCCGGCCGCUCCCAGCUCCGCCGGCGACGCGGAGCAGAAGAAAGUGCGCACCAAGCUGAAGAAAUUCCUGCAGAAGAGGCCGACGCUGCAGUCCGUGAAGGAGAGGGGCUACAUCCGAGAUCAAGUGUUUGGCUGUCGGCUGGACGCGCUGUGCGAGAGGGAGAAUGUGACGAUCCCCACCUUCGUGGAGAAGUGCAUCCAGGCCGUGGAAAAACGAGGUCUGGAAAUUGAUGGAAUUUACCGAGUGAGUGGAAACCUGGCUGUCAUCCAGAAACUGCGCAUCAAAGUGGAUCAGGAGGAGAGCCUGAACCUGGAGGACGGGCAGUGGGAGGACAUCCACGUCAUCACCGGGGCCCUGAAGCUCUUCUUCCGGGAACUGCCCGAGCCCCUCUUCCCUUUCAGCCACUUCAACAACUUCAUCGCUGCCAUCAAUAUUGGCGAUAACAGCCAGAAGGUGACUUACAUGAGGGACCUGGUGAGGUCUCUCCCGCAGCCCAAUCAAGACACCAUGCAGGAGCUCUUCCGCCACCUGCGCAGGGUGAUAGAAAGAAGAGAGGACAACCGGAUGUCUGUGCAGAGCAUAGCGAUAGUCUUCGGCCCCACGCUCCUCAGACCGGAGACCGAGUCGGCCAACAUCACCAUGUACAUGGUCUUCCAGAACCAGAUUGUGGAGUACAUCCUCAACGAGUACGACAGGAUCUUCUACCCCAGCUGAGAGUCUCCUGCACAGGCUGCUGGAAGCCACAAAUUCUCUUAGGAUGCUGUAGGCGCAGGUACGCCAGACUUCCUGGGGGUUUCUCUCACGUUUCCUGCAUCUCCUUUCCCUCCAUGCCAUGACGGAGACGAUCAUCACGGGGCAGGAUUAGCAGAGGAUUCAAACAAGGAGCUUUGAAGUCUAAAACUGAACUGGGGGCUGUCCCUAGAGACAGACAUCACUGGGACAAGUCAUCAGCCAAUGUUGUGGACACCUCCAUUCGAAGAUCCAAAACUCCAUUUUCUUUAAGUUCCAGGCACGAUGGAAUGAGAGGCUGUUGGAUGUGGAUGACUUUGUUUUUGGUUUUUUUGGCAUGUGCUUAUAUGUGGCCAAAGAACUGUUGCACAAAAAAUUACAUCUGAAAAUUUGCAAGUUGCAGUUUUGUAGUCAUGAGAUGGGUUCUUUUUAAUGCCACUUGUUGCUGCACAGUGAAAAUUCUGUUUUUGAUCAACAUAGAAUAGAAAAUUCUGUUCGUCCAUGAUGCCCUUGAACAAGCUGAAACCCAUGGCCCCUGUCCAUCGUUUUCAUGUCUUUCAGCAUAUGUCACCUCUCAUUGACAAUCUGUGUGUGCCUUCUGAAGCUUUUCCCCCCAAAGAAUCAUCCCUGAGCUUGAUCAGUUCUGGGCUGCAUUGACCCACAAGGCAUUGUGAUGAGCAAUACAGGCUUCCUGAACAGUAUGGCCCUAGUUGUGUGCAAGAAUUGCUCAGAACCUAUAGGCACAGCCCAUGCUAUGUGAUGAUGACGCCUUUAAAAGGUUCCUGUGUUAUAAAGCCCAGCUGCUCUGUUCCGAUAAGAGAAUUGCAAACAAAAAAAGCUACUGUCAUUGUCUUGAGACAAAUGUUUCUAUUACGAAUUGUACAAAAAUAUAAAGGCGAAUAAGAUUAUAUAGUUACUUUUGUAUUUGGCAGAUGCAAUAUUUUUUAGAUUUGUAUAACUUUGUCCCUGUAAAAUAUUGGUCAGUACUUUGAAAUACAUCUAUAUUAAGAAAGGUAGGGUAGCUGUACAGUAUAUUUCAGUUAGCAUUAAAUUUAUGGAAUUAUGAAAGUGUCUUGAUUUCACCCGUGUAUAAAGAAGAGUGGAUUUACCCCCAGAUUGACUUGGAAUAUACAUUUUUUUUCUUUUAAUUAAAUAAUUUAAUUUGGA
This is a messenger RNA of Lepisosteus oculatus (spotted gar), 2524 nucleotides long. Lineage: Eukaryota; Metazoa; Chordata; Actinopteri; Semionotiformes; Lepisosteidae. The record is from RefSeq and is a predicted model, not a curated record.